Mobula hypostoma (lesser devil ray) is the source of this 4211-nucleotide messenger RNA. RefSeq names its product tRNA methyltransferase 10A (gene trmt10a). Lineage: Eukaryota; Metazoa; Chordata; Chondrichthyes; Myliobatiformes; Myliobatidae. Gene Ontology annotation, molecular function: methyltransferase activity; tRNA binding. Gene Ontology annotation, biological process: tRNA N1-guanine methylation. Gene Ontology annotation, cellular component: nucleus; nucleoplasm; cytosol. Bases 153 to 1223 code for a protein of 356 amino acids. The record is from RefSeq and is a predicted model, not a curated record. The transcript is spliced from 8 exons.
UGACGUUAUAAAGAUGCGCUGGGCCUGGUGGUGACAGGCGAAGCCGCGGAUUCGGCAGUUGUGAUCUCGGUAUUCUCGCCGAUACCGGAGCGGCCCUCUCAUAUAGAGUCAGUGUGAUGAGGUAGCAUACUGUUUAUAAAGUCCUGUCCACUAUGGGAUCUCAGGCAUAUGGUGAAGGGGCAGAACCUUCUGAAGCCUUCUUGAAAGAUAUGGAUUCAAAGGAUAAAGAAGUGGAACAGAAUGGAAUCAGUGACUGCGAAUCCAGGGAUGAGAAAAAUCAAUCAAAGGAGAAUGAGUGGAAUAUUGGCAGAAAGGAACCCAUAUCAAAAAGACAGAUGAAGAAGUUAAUGAGGGAGAAACAAUGGCAGGACCUAAAAGAGCAACGCAAGCAGAAACGUAAAGAGAAGAAACUUAAAAAGAAAUUAGAACGUCAAACUCGGAUCGAAGAUGGGAUUGAAGAGUCUACUAAAAAGCGCUUUAAGAAAGAUGUCAUUCCAAGUAACAUUCGUGUGGCACUGGACUGUAGCUUUGAUAGUUUAAUGGUGCUGAAGGAUGUCAAAAAGCUACAUAAUCAGAUUCAAAGAUGUUACGCAGAAAAUCGAAGGGCAACACAUCCUGUAAAGAUGUUCUUGACCAGUCAUAGUGGACAACUAAAGAAAAAUAUGGAUGAAAAUGACAAAGGAUGGGUCAACUGGAAGGGAAUCACUGUUACCUCAAAUCAUUUCAGCGAAAUAAUAAAGAAGGAAGACCUGGUUUAUCUUACGUCUGAUUCCCCAAAUGUGCUUAAUGAGCUGGAUGCAAGCAAAGCUUAUGUCAUUGGUGGCUUGGUGGAUCAUAAUCACCACAAGGGUUUAACAUAUGAUAAUGCACUGAAGCUAGGAAUUGCACAUGCCCAGCUUCCUCUUGGAAAUUAUGUGAAAAUGAAUAGCCGCAAAGUCUUAACAGUAAAUCACGUAUUUGAAAUAAUCCUGGCAUAUCUGGAGAAGCAAGAUUGGAAGAAAGCUUUUUUCACAGUGCUGCCACAGCGCAAAGGAGCAGUUCCUGCAGGAGAGGUUGGUAACACCGAACAAUACCAUGCUGGUGCUGACUCGGACACUUGUGAUUCUACAGAAAUGGGGACAGCAACGUCAGCAGCUUGUGCACUAGAAGACAAAAAGCCUACUGACUUAAAUUGUGAAGACAGAAGCUUAGGAAUCAAGGAUGAACUACAUGGUGAAGUGUAGUCCUUUCUCAAUUUGAUUCAAUACUUGACUGGUGCUUUGAAGUUUUAUUUGUAUGGGUUAAAGGAAGCAAAAUCAAGUCUUUCCAUGUGGCUUCAUAGUUCUUAUUCCUCGUGAUAUUUAAGUCAGUGAAUACAGAAAAUAAAUCAUUUUUAGUGAAUGAAUUGGAUUAAUUUAAAGAACUUUAGUCAAGAUUGACAGUUGUUUUAUUUUUCAGCAGCUCCACUGUUAGAUUUAUAAUGUUAAAAUUACACUCACCAUAAGUGCCAUUUUGCAUUUCGGUAUUUCGGAUGCUUUGAAUUACUCCAGUUCAUUUUGACUGCAUAAUCUUAGCUAUUCUUUAUUACUUUACAAAGGCACAACUAUCAGAAUCAUAUUUAUUAUCACCAACUGUAUGAUGUGAAGUUUGCUUUGCAAUAUCAGUACAGUUCAAAGUCACAAAAUUACCAUAAUUACAAAACUAAAUAGUGUCUGUAAAAAGAAAAAAAGGAAUAACAAAGUACUGUUCAUGGUAAUUCAGAAAUCGGAUUGCAGAGGGGAAGAAACUGCUUCUGAGUUAUCGAGUGUGGGUCUUCAGGCUCCUGGAUCUCCUCCCGGAUGGUAGUAAUAAGAAGGGAGCAUGUCAUGUAACUCCCACAGAUUAAGCACAUUCUGUGAUUAUGAUAAACUAGAUUACACGUAAUUCAAAGAUGAAUUCAAUCCAUUUUCCAUAAGGAGGCCAUGUUUGCUUUAAGUUGCAAAUAUAUAUCGUAUUUGAUUUACAACGGACCAAGCUGAUAUUUGCCAAAUAACAGUAAUUCAGACUUCAGCCUGCUUCACUGAUGUGUAGUGGAAUCAGCAACCAACCAGUUUGUCAAAAUAACCCAAUAAUAUAAUCUUCCACCUUAGUUGCUAAGAUCGAAUUUACUUCAAAAACCUCUAGGGCUGUCAAUAAAGCAUUAAACAAGAAUUGAAUAUCACUAUUGAACAUCGCGAUUUGGCAAAACCCUGAGGGUGACAUCAAACUUUCCUUCCUCAGGAUUAAUUAUGAUACAUCUUGACUGUAAAAAUACAUUAAAAUUCUUUUUUGCAUUGUUUCAGGACAUGUUGAGAACAGCGUAAAAUGGUUCAGAUAAUUAAAUAAGGUUUUUUGUGGUUCAAGGUAGCCAUUUGUCCACUCAUAUCUAUCCCACUUUCCAGUGAAAAUCUGCUGGACUGAGUUACCUUUCUAUAUUUAACUAUGUCUCCCUCAUCAACAGUGUCUCAUCCUCCUAUCAAAGUAAUUUGAACUUUCCCCAGCAGCACGAGCAAACUUCCUUGCAAUGAUGUUGGACCCUUUCCAGUUCAGAUGAAACCUAUGUAGCUUGUCACAUCUUUCCCAGUAACAGUCCUUCCUCCUACUUCAUCUCUGAUCUGUCCUCCUAGUCUUCUGCUCAGUCCACAUAGGACUGUAAUCUAUGGUUUAAAACCAUGUGCAUCCAACUCUUCAAUUUGCUCUUUAGUGCCCUCUAUUCAGGUUGCAGGACAUCAUCACUCUUGCCUGUGUCAUGAGUACCAAUAUGAACCACCUUUAUCUGUUCGUACUCCCUUUCUUGAACAGUGCUUCCAGAAAUGGCCGCUUCUGGCAUCUUAGUCAUCCCCAGUGUUCACACUCCACCACUGUAUGAGAAUCGGGUUUAAUAUCAUUGGCAUAUGUCAUGAAACGUGCUGUUUGGCGGCAGCAGUACAUUGCAAGACAUUUACAACUCAAGAGUUCUAAAAGUAACAAAAAAGAAAUCUUUUAAGGACUAUACAUAUUAAAAUAUCCUCCAAAAGGACCACAACCUUGUCUUUGGGUUUGGAGGCUUGCGUGCUUUGGCCCUUUUUAGGGUCAUCCAUGCCAAACAGGUCAAAGGGUAGAGGCCAGACUAAGAGUGGUCCACUGUUCCUCCAGGUUCAGGGAUUCAACUCAGAGCUAACAACCUUGACUUGUAAAAGAAAAUUGUUAUGGAAACAGCAGUGAAGAGUCCUUUUACACCUGAGUGUGACACUAUCCUGAGUCUCCAUCCAGGACUUGCAUGUCUGACAGUAGUGAAAACCGAGGGGAAGCUAAAGACAUGAUGAUUGAAAAAACCCUGAACAACGCCAGAGAUAGAGAACCUUCAUUACUGCACUAAACGCCAGUAACGUUAGUAAGUAUUUUAUAAUUUAUAAUCCUUAUAAGAUUAGUGACAUGUGCACUAUCUCACUUUAAAAUUAAUUAAAUCUAGGUUAAAACACUAGUAUUGCACUAACAUCUUAGUAGAAUUACUUCUAUAUGUGCAUUUGUUUAUCAUCAGCAUAACCUCUUGGAAUUAAUUUAAGUGGUUAAAAAAAAUUUCAAAGAAAAUAUAGAUAUUUACAUGACGUUAUAAAAUGGAUUAGAACUGACAAUAGGAUGUCUUCUGCACUGCAAGAGAGACAGCUUUAAAGUCGUUAAGUUUAGACAAACUUGUAUUGUGUCUCUCUGUUGCCUUAUGGCAUGGUUUGAUUUGUGUAAGUCCUUUUGUAGUGAGCUGCUGUAAUUGGACCAUGCUUAACAGAGAACCUUGACACUAAACUGACCUUUGUGCCCCUGACAUCCAGUCAAGAAAAGCAAGAGAUCGGAGAUGGUUUUCCAAAUCAAUAGGUAUAUGAUUUUAGAAGAAUUGACAAAAAUGAAAUAAGAUUUUAAAUUUGUAUAUAAUUGGAAGAGAUUUAGUCUACAAAAGAGAAUUCCAGAAACUGAAUGACUAUUAGGGUACAAAAUCACACAGAUAUAUAAAAUAACCUGUAUUUAAGAAUCCGUAUUUUGUACUGCUGUACAACCUUACCUAAUGGUGCUACAGUAAUUAUGGUUGACGGUCUUGACUGGUAUUUCAGUGGAGGUAUCACCAUUUCAAAUCAUCCCUAAUGUGAGCAAUCCAUUGUCCAGGACCAGCUUUCAAACCAAUCUGAAAGUAGACUUACUCAUUUGUAUGAAUACUGACUAAUUUGUUCAAGGAGUCAAUUUCC